AUGAUCAUUGCUGUUUUUAUCUUGCUUAGUAUGAUGAAUUUUACUACUGCUCGACGUAUAUUUAGAUGUCCGGAAAAAGAUAUCGACGAAGGUUGUAAAGAUCCUCUGUCAUGUAUGUAUCCAAAUCCUAACGAUUGUAAUGGAUUUAUUCAAUGUGAUGAUUCUGGUCGAAUUUAUUACAAAAGUUGUAAUCCUGGAUUGCUAUGGAAUGAUAUAAUUAGAAAUUGUGAUAUACCACGUCAUUCAACUUGUGGAUUCUAUGGUUAA
Adineta steineri is the source of this 267-nucleotide messenger RNA. The record is from the annotation of a GenBank genome assembly. NCBI's taxonomy places the organism in Eukaryota, Metazoa, Rotifera, Eurotatoria, Adinetida, Adinetidae.